Messenger RNA from Electrophorus electricus (electric eel), 4312 nucleotides. RefSeq names its product thrombospondin 2a (gene thbs2a). Lineage: Eukaryota; Metazoa; Chordata; Actinopteri; Gymnotiformes; Gymnotidae. Gene Ontology annotation, biological process: cell adhesion; negative regulation of angiogenesis. Gene Ontology annotation, molecular function: calcium ion binding; protein binding. The record is from RefSeq and is a predicted model, not a curated record. Gene Ontology annotation, cellular component: extracellular region.
CGGAAUUGUGUAAUUAAACGUACAGAGCAGAUCUCACAUUGAGAUACGAGUGACCUGCGCUUUCCGAAGCAUAUAUAAGACGGAGCUGAGCGCUCUCGCGGCAUUCCCCUUUAUGUUGAGGAUUGUGUGGCUCUAGUGGACUUCAUGAAUUUUACAUCGAUCUGCGUUUCAUAAUUUUACCGCUUUUUUAUACUGAAUAAAUAUUUAUUUACCGAAUAUAUGUAGAGUCGUUUUUGCUCUUCAUUGGAUAAUAAUUUUGCUUUUAGGCGGAAUUGCACAUUUAACAGGCGUUAUGACACUCAGGAGAACUGUUUUUUUGCUGCCCAUGCUGUUACUAUGCACCACAGAACUACCUCGAGGCCAGGUGGAAGAUCACUCUAGCUUUGACCUGUUCGAGAUCAGCCACAUCACCAGAAAGACAAUUGGUGCCAAGAUUUUCAAGGGACAUGACUGGGAUUCGCCAGCAUACCGCUUCAUCCGCUUCGACCACAUCCCCCCAGUGGGUGCACCAGUCCUCCAGCAGCUCCUAAAGCAGAUCCAGAACAACGAGGGCUUUGUGUUCUCGGCCUCCCUGCGGCAGGACCGCGGCACUCGAGGUACCCUGGUGGGCCUGGAGGGGCCUGAUGGGCACAGACCAUUUGAAAUAGUGUCCAACGGACAUACCAACUCUCUGGACCUGAUUUACUGGGUGGAUGGUUCUCAGAAUAUUGUGUCCUUCGAGGACGUGGACUUGUCAGACUCGCAAUGGAAGAACAUCACGCUGCACGUUCAUGGCGAGAGCGCUAGCCUCUAUGUGGGCUGUAGCCUCAUGGACAGCUUCAUCCUGGAUGAGCCUUUCUAUGAGCACCUAUGGGUUGAGGGCGGAUGCAUGUAUGUGGCCAAAGGAUCUCUCAGGGAGAACCACUUCAGGGGUUUGCUGCAGAAUGUUCGCUUCAUCUUUGAUAUGCCACUUGAAGACAUUCUGAGAAACAAGGGUUGUGAGCUCGCCAAGCCUGAGGAAGUGAACAUACUUAGUGAGACUGUAGAGGUCGUGGACGUCAGCCCAGCAGUUUCCACUAACUUCAUUGGGCAAAAGGUGGAGAAGGCACUGUCAGAUACGUGCGAGCGCUCCUGUGACGAGAUCAGUUCCAUGUUUCAGGAACUCAAGGGCCUUCGCAUAGUGGUGGGCAACCUCAUCGAUGGCCUGCAGAAAGUGACAGAGGAAAACACAGUAAUGAAGCAAGCUCUGGGAAAUAUGAAGAACGUCAAAGAUAAGCAUAUGUGCUGGCAAGAUGGCCGCCUGUUUGAGGACCAGGAGGACUGGGUGGUAGAUAGCUGCACCAAGUGCACCUGUCAGGAGUCGAAGAUCGUGUGUCAUCAGAUUACUUGUCCCCCUGUAGCCUGUGCUAGUCCCAUUUUCUUGGAUGGAGAGUGCUGUCCUAUGUGCCUGCCUAAGGACAGUGAGGAUGGCUGGUCACCAUGGUCCGAGUGGACAGAGUGCACAGUCACGUGUGGCACUGGCACACAGCAGAGGGGCCGGUCAUGUGAUGCCACCAGCAACCCCUGCAGUGGACCGUCUAUCCAGACACGCAGGUGCAGUCUGGCGAAGUGUGACAGCAGAGUUCGUCAGGAUGGUGGUUGGAGUCUCUGGUCACCUUGGUCCUCCUGUUCGGUGACAUGUGGGGAAGGGCAGAUCACCAGAAUUCGCCACUGUAACUCCCCCGUUCCCCAGCUUGGGGGGAAGGACUGCAAGGGAAGUGGGAGAGAGACCCAGCGCUGUGAAGCCAAGCCCUGCCCAAUUGAUGGUGGAUGGGGUCCAUGGUCGCCCUGGGCGAUAUGCUCUGCCACCUGCGGCGGUGGGGUGCGGGGACGCACCCGCGUCUGUAACAGCCCACGGCCUCAGCAUGGAGGCAGACGGUGUCUAGGAGAGGCCAGGGACACAGAGGCGUGCAACAAGCAGGCAUGCCCCGUGGAUGGCUGUCUAUCCAAUCCCUGCUUUGGAGGGGUGGACUGCAACAGUGCGCCUGAUGGCUCGUGGGAAUGUGGUCCCUGCCCUGUGGGUUUCCGCGGGAAUGGAAAAUUUUGUGAGGAUGUCAAUGAGUGUGACUUGGUGCCUGAUUUGUGCUUCAAAGUCAGUGGGAUCCAGCGCUGCACAAACACAGACCCAGGAUUUCAUUGCCUUCCAUGUCCUCCCCGUUACAAAGGCAACCAGCCCUUUGGAAUGGGUGUAGAAGCUGCCAAAGAUAAUAAACAGGUUUGUGAACCAGAGAAUCCUUGCAAGGACAGGACACAUAACUGCCACAGGUUCUCUGAGUGUAUCUACCUUGGCCACUUCAGUGACCCCAUGUAUAAAUGUGAGUGUAAGAUUGGUUAUGCUGGAGAUGGCUUCAUCUGUGGAGAAGACUCUGACCUGGAUGGCUGGCCCAACCACAAUUUGGUGUGUAGGACCAAUGCCACCUAUCACUGCAAGAAGGACAACUGCCCCAACCUUCCCAACUCUGGUCAGGAGGACUUUGACAAGGAUGGCCAAGGAGAUGCCUGUGAUAAGGAUGAUGACAAUGAUGGAAUCAUAGAUGAGAGAGACAACUGCGACCUGCUGUAUAACCCCAGGCAGUUUGAUUAUGACAAGGAUGAUGUGGGUGAUCGCUGUGAUAACUGUCCAUACGAGCAUAAUCCAGCUCAGAUUGACACUGACAACAACGGGGAGGGAGAUGCCUGUGCAGUGGACAUCGAUGGGGAUGGGGUCCUGAACGAAAAUGAUAACUGCCCAUAUGUGUACAACAGUGACCAGAAGGACACAGAUAUGGAUGGAGUUGGAGACCAAUGUGAUAACUGCCCUUUGCUUCAUAACCCAGAUCAGGCUGACACAGACAAUGACCUUGUUGGAGAUCACUGUGACAACAAUCAUGACAUUGAUGAAGACGGCCAUCAGAACAACCUCGACAACUGCCCUUACAUUCCUAAUGCCAACCAGGCAGAUCAUGAUCAUGAUGGGAAAGGAGAUGCUUGUGAUUCAGAUGAUGACAAUGAUGGAAUUCCUGAUGACAAAGACAACUGCAGACUGGUAUCCAACAAAGACCAGGAGGACUCAGAUGGCGAUGGUCGAGGUGAUAUCUGCAAGGAUGACUUUGACAAUGACAGCAUCCCAGACAUAUUGGAUGUAUGCCCGGAAAACAAUGCUAUUAGUAUAACAGAUUUCAGGAAGUUCCAGAUGGUGCAUUUGGAUCCCAAAGGGACCACACAAAUUGAUCCCAAUUGGGUAGUCAGGCAUCAGGGCAAGGAGUUGGUUCAGACUGCCAACUCUGACCCAGGCAUUGCAGUGGGAUAUGACGAGUUCAGUGCUGUCGACUUCAGUGGCACAUUCUAUGUAAAUACUGACAGAGAUGACGACUAUGCUGGAUUUGUGUUUGGCUACCAGUCAAGUUCCCGCUUCUAUGUGGUGAUGUGGAAACAGAUCACGCAAACAUAUUGGGAGGAGAAGCCUUCAAAGGCCUUUGGCAUUUCAGGAGUCUCCCUCAAAGUGGUCAAUUCCACUACAGGCACUGGAGAGAGCCUGCGCAAUGCUCUCUGGCACACUGGAAACACAUCUGGUCAGGUUCAUACUCUCUGGCAUGACCCCAAGAAUAUUGGCUGGAAGGAUUACACUGCCUAUAGGUGGCAUCUCAUUCACAGACCCAAGACUGGGUUCAUCAGAGUGGUAGUGUACGAGGGAAAACAGAUCAUGGCUGACUCUGGGCCAGUCUAUGACAAGACCUUUGCAGGAGGACGAUUAGGGUUGUUUGUCUUUUCACAAGAACUGGUGUUCUUCUCUGAUCUUAAAUAUGAAUGUCGAGAUGGUCCGGAGUUUUCCACUGUUUAUGAGAUAACUGAGCAAGACAAGCAAUGAAGCAUGUAAAGGACUAUAACGUAAUAACACACACAUUCCCUUUUCACCAACCUAUAAGUGCUUUGGAAGGUUAAUGAGGAAACCAUUCAAUUUCUAAGUAUGGAACUGAUGGAAGGAGGUGAACCAAAAUGAUCCACCUCACAGCAAAAACGAUCUGAAAUGGUUUAUUACAGAAAAUAUUUGUACAACCACUUCAUGUGUUUUUCAAAAUUGCAAAUAGUCUGAAAUUAAUGUUCAAGAAGCAUGGCACAGGUUGCUAUUUAUAUAUAAAUAUAUGUAUUGCUUUACAUCUGGCCAUUUAAGAUAAGCCAAAACACUUCAUUUACAUUUUAUUUACUGAACUGUCAGCACCAAAAUGCUUUACUUGCACAUAUUUCUAUUUUAUUUUUAGUCUAUAUUUUUAUGUUUUCUGUAUUGUCACUUUGUUAGUUGUUUGUUUUUUAUUGG